UCGAACUGCUUCCCUUCUCGUUUUUACUAGGUGAUUCAUGGCUGCCUAGCCAAAUUACCAGAAGACCCCCUCACACUGAUUUCGUCAUAAUCGGCGGCUCAGAUCUUGGUUAUGAACGUGCUUUACCAUUCUGGAAAGUAGAGAUUAAGACCUUUCCAACGCGUAUAAGCUCAUUUCUAGAAGUUACCUGAGCAGCACGCAAUGAUUCGUUGAGGUCGUUAGACUUAAUCUCUAAUUAGUUCUCUCCAGAUUUGCACGAUUUCCAUCAGUGGUAUCAGAGCCACGGUUAGAGGACGUUCUUUCCUCCAUUGGAAGAGAUCUAGAGAGGCUUGAAGUGCUCCAGAUCUAGGGUUUGACAUGGCCCAAAAGUUGGAUGGCCCUCCUAGGUUUACCGGCUCGGACUUUUCGCUAUGGAGGUUUCAGUUCACACUAUGGCUAGGUAUUAAGGACCUAUAAAGUGUGUUGGAUGGAUCGGAGAAGCGACCACGAGCUGACUCUGGGGAGGCGUCUACUGGAGCAACCAGCCAAGUGGGAUCCGGAGCUGGGGGAGCGUCGUUGAGUGGGGUGAAGGAAGGAGGAACUGCUGCAACCCGAACCGGAAGGUCGCAACCAAGUAGCGAGGAGUUGCUCAAAGCUCAAGAAGCAUGGGAUCGGAAGGAUCGCCAGGCUUUUCAGUACCUGUGUUGGGCUUUGGAGGGGCAACUUGAGCUUCUUAAGAUGCUGAUUGACCUGAAGGGGAAGGAAGGUGCAGCGGCUGCAGCUUGGAAAAGAGUACAAGAUAGGCACUUGCAGAAAGGGCUUCUAAGCGUGCUUACUUGGCGGAAGCGGUUUUACACCAUGGAGCGGAACUAUGGGGAGGGGGAGACCAUGGUUCAGUAUCUCCAGAGGGUGGAUGAGAAUGUGCAGGCUUUGGAGGAGCUGGAUUACACGGUAGAUGAGAAGGAGAUCAUCUAUACUGCGCUCCAAGGGUUGGAUCAAGCGGCUAAUGAGGCAUUACUACAGUACCUUCACCUCGAGCAACAAAAAUGGACCAAGGUGUGGAUUUGGGAGGUUCUAAUUUCUGAUGAGGCUCGCAAGGUUGAUGCUGGAAGAGGUCUAGAAGGAGGCAUGGGUGCAGCAGAUAAAGCUUCCUUCAGGAAAGGCUAUCAACAGCAAGGAGGUGGGGGGAAGAAGAAAGAGUUGGACAAAUGCCUUGUGCCCGGAUGCAACAAAAAACACUCUUGGAAGAGUUGCUGGAGUAGGCCUGAGGGAUGGAAGCCUCACGGCUACUCUGGAGAGGCCCCACCAGUGACCAAACCUGAUUGGGUGGAGAAAAGGAUGAAGAAGGGGCUCUGGAAUAAGAAGGGCAGCAAGGGAGCAACGGCCGCAGCUGCUAAGGAUGAGAAGGGGAAGGGCCAAGACGACUCCUCCGAUGAUGGUUUCUCGUUUCUCAUGCUAGGGCAGGAUGCAGCUCUCGCUGGUCGUGCAUUGGCUGAUCCCAACUUCCUGGUUCUAGACUCUGGAGCAACAUCUGGGAUGCUUCCUCGCCGUGAUCUCUUCACCUCCUACCAUCCUCUCCCACCAAGUUCGAGGAACGUGAUUGUUGGGAGCGGAGAUUUGCUGCAAGCAAUUGGCAUCGGCACGAUCACCAUUAAGGGGAAGGAGGGGGAGCUAGUGGGUGUGAAGGGGGUCCUUCACGUCCCUGGUUUGGCUGCAAACCUCCUUUUAUGCUCGUAGCUGGCUAAACAGGGAUACAUCUGCACUUUCACGGAGGGAGGGUGUACUGUUAGAAAGGGUGACGCUGUGGUGAUGGAGGCAAAGCUGGACAAGGGUUCAUACCUUGUUCCAGCUUGUGUGCCUAAUUGUUACAAGGCACAUAUGGUUUUUUCUGAGGAAGCCGCUUGUAGCACUCGCUGGAGGCAGGUGGAAACGGUGUCACCUGAGUUGCUACACCUUCGCAUGGGGCACGCGGGGAAGCAGCAACUGCUGGAGUGUGUGAAGAAGGGGGAGCUGAAGGGGGUGGAGGUCAAGAAAGGAGCUGGGCAGCAGAGCAAAUGUCCCGACUGCACGUCUAGAAAGCUGCCUAGAACCUCAUUCCCUAUCUCCUCUGAUCAUGCCUCGACUCCCCUUGAGCUGGUGCACACGGAUGUGUGUGGACCGAUGCAAACUCCUGACCGGGAAAGGGGCAGCAGGUACUUUGUCACCUUUCUUGAUGACUUCAGUCGACUUAGCUGGGUCACCUUGGUGAAGACCAAGGAUGAGGUGGCAAAGGUGUUUAAGCGGUGGAUACGCUAUGUGGAGAGGGAAUCAGGGGCCAAGGUAAAGGUGUUAAGGUCAGAUCGGGGUGGAGAGUACCUUGGGAAAGAACUUCAAACCUUCUUGGAAGAAAAGGGUAUUACCCACCAGCUCUCUGUACCUUACACGCCGCAGCAAAAUGGGGCAGCGGAGCGGCUUAACAGGACCUUGACCGAUUUGGCUCGGGCCAUCCUUUCCCAUGCCGAGCUUGAUAACACUUGGUGGGGGGCAGCAGUGCAGUAUGCCAACUGGGUGAAGAACAGGAUGGGCAGCAAGGGGCUUGGAGGCAAGAGCCCAUACUCCUUAUGGACAGGGAAGGUGCCGAAUGUUUUCAUGGCACGAGUGUGGGGGUGCAUGGCACAGUAUAAGGUACCUGACCAGCAAAGAAGGAAGCUAGAUCCUAAGGCACAGUGGGGGAUCUUCCUUGGGGUUUCUGAGAGGAGCAAGGCUUGGGUGCUGUGGAGUGUAGCUGACCAGCGUGUGAUGGAGAGCCGUGAUGUGGUUUUCCAUGAGGGGCUGAAUUUUAAGGGGUGGAAGGAGCAUGGUACAAGCCAAAGUGGGACUUCCAUUCAAGACCCUCAUACGGCUUCUAUCUUUGAGGGGGCAUGGGAGGACCCUGGAGAUGAAGGGGAGGAGCAGCAGGAGGAGCCAGAACCAGCUGAUCCUAACCAUGAGGAGUCCCGAGAGACAGAUUCUACCGCUCAGCCAGCCACGCAGGCCGAUGCGCGUGAUGAUCAGCCGGAGCAGCAUGUGCCUUCAACUCCAUCGAGAAGCAGUUGGCAGCAGUUGUUGGACCAGCAGCUGUCCAAGACUCCGAGGACUCCAAUGAAGAGGGUGACUUGGGAGGAGAAGCUGCGGAGGCUGGAAGAAGGAGAGGCAACACCUCUGCGACGCAGUGCUCGAAUUUCCCAGCCACCUGAAAGGUUUACCCCGGGGCACAUUGCACGCAUGCAUGAUCAUCUUGUGUCGGAUUUGGAUGAUUGCAUGCUUGUGGACAUGCAUGGGCAUGAGUAUGCUCUUGAUGUGUGUCUAAUGGGUCAGGUGCAUGAGCCUAGGUCAGUCAACGAGGCGCUGAACCGUCCAGAAUGGGUUGAGUCCAUGCAUGAGGAGCUUGAGUCUCACAAGGUAAAUGGAUCAUUUGAGCUGGUUGAUCCAGCAGUGGUACCACCUGGUUUGGAGGUCCUCAGGUGUCAAUGGGUUUAGAAAUACAAGCAUAACCCUGAUGGUACUGUUGAGAGGCCUAAGUCCAGAUUGGUGGUGAUGGGAAACACGCAGAAAUUGGGAGUACACUAUGAAGAAGUGUACUCUCCAGUUGGGAAGCAUGCGACCUUGAGAGGUAUGCUUGGAAUUUCAGCUGCUUUGGGGCUUGAUAUCCAUCAUAUGGAUGUCAAGACAGCCUUCCUCCAUGGGGAUUUGGAGGAAGAGCUUUACAUGCGGCAGCCCCCUGGUUUUGAUGAUGGGUCUCACCGAGUGUGUCGCCUCAAAAAGUCCAUUUAUGGGCUAAAGCAAGCCCCACGACAGUGGUACCUAAAAUUUGAUGAGGCUCUCAUGGAUUUUGGGUUUGAGAGAUAUGAGUGUGACCCUGCCUUGUACCACUUUGUGAGAGAUGAGGAGCGGAUCUCCUUAUUCCUCUAUGUGGAUGACCUUUUGCUCCUAUGCUCUAGCAAGGCUUUGC
Molecule: messenger RNA, 3949 nt
Organism: Closterium sp. NIES-67
Lineage: Eukaryota; Viridiplantae; Streptophyta; Zygnematophyceae; Desmidiales; Closteriaceae
Source: the annotation of a GenBank genome assembly